AUGCCCGUUGCACCGGGCGACACUUCGCCUCAAGCUGUCGACGACUCCGCACAGGAGCAGCCAAGAGAGAACUUAUCAGCGUCGACAGGGCUUGUGAAACGUGCGGUAGAGAGGACCGUCGAUAGAUUUGACAAACUUUCCAAGAGUGUCAGCGGGAAACCAUCGACUCCAAGUUCUCCAGGUACAAGCCCUACAGCAUCAGGACCCAGACGUAUAUUUAGCCUAAGCCGAAAGGCCAAGGGAAAGCAGAGGCCUGAUGAUGUCCCUAAUGCUACCUACGUCGCCGGUGAGGUUACGCGUUCUCCAUCGUCGACUCCCAGCGCUUCGCGCCCUACUUCACCCAAACGUUCCUCUUCUACCGUGGUGCCGAAGAAACAUGCAGACGAUUCCCCCUUCAUCACCCCACCGUCGCCUCUGUUGGUACCGACUAGGCCGUCCUUGUCUUCCUUCCGAGGAGACGGUUCUAUGCGCGCCGGGACACAAACCCUCAUUCAGGCCCUUCAGGCCAUCCCCUGGACGGACGAUCCCGACAAUGACGAUGACAUAAUGGAGCACAACUUACCUGCCUUGGAUUCCGAGAGCGACGAAGAUAGCAAGCAAGCCGAACCCAUGGCAUCCUCGAUUCAUGCAAUAUACAGACCGCUUGCUCGCUCUCGACGAGGUGAUAUUGGAGCUUCGACGAGGAAGCUUCAUCGCAGCAGUUCGCGCAUUAGCGAAGAGUCAAAUUCUGGACCGGAAAGUCCUUCGGACUCGGAGGAAACAGAGGAACAAGAGGAUUUCGAGCAGACUACUCCACAGCUCGUAGGCGCCCCCAUGCCCCGAGCUUUGGCUUUGGCUCAAGCUGGGGCAACCUCGUCACCCGGGCCGUCAAGGAUCGUGCCAAUACGAACUGGUAGCAUGGCUACGGUCCGACUCCAGAGACGUUCGCUACUCGCGGAGAAGUUGAGGGAAGUCUUUGAACUAGAUGGUAUAGAGGAAGUUCUAGCUGAAAUGCCUUGUUGGCUACUCCGCUCAGUUCUCCUACAAGGCUACAUGUAUCUCACGAACUCCUACCUUUGUUUCUUCGCGCACAUGCCUGCACGAGAGGACCAAAUUCUGAAAUCAGGCUCAUUGACCAAGAAAGCUCAGCGAACCAAGCGCUGGAUUAAGCAUUGGUUUGUCUUGAAGAACGAUGCAUUGUCGUGGUAUCAAUCCUCUUCGGAUCCUUACUUCCCGCAUGGCAUUGCUGACCUUCGCUAUGCCAUCUCGUGUGAACCGGUAAACGAGAAGGAGAUCAAGCUAAGGACCAAUCAGAAGACUAUCAUGCUGUCUGCCGAUUCCAUCCCAAGUCGAGACGAAUGGGUGAAGGCCAUUAAGAAGGUUAUUUUCAAGGCCCAAAACAUGGGAGAUAGUGUUAAGAUUGCUAUACCUUAUGCAGCAAUUCUCGACGUGGAGAAGUCCUCGGCCAUGGACUUCAGUGAGACCAUAGAGAUCAAGGUCUUCGAUCAAGAGGGACAAUAUUCCUUUGACUCUUAUUUCUUUGCCUAUUUUAAUGACCUUCCUGGUGCUCUGGACCAAAUUCGCACAGCCGUACGGACUGCUCGCGUAUAUCCUCAUGGAACGGGCUCGCCCAAGGCCGUCAUAGAUACCACCGCUAUCCGUCCUGCCCCUGCCCCUCACGUCAACAGCUUCCCCCCUUCCGAUGCUCAGCUACCGCAAUCUUCCUCUUCACGAUUUAGAUUAACGUCACUACUACGACCAUUCCAAGACUCGCUUUCUCUCACCCGUGCUACGACCUCACCAGAAAUUUCAGACGAUAACGAGUUCACUCACGUUUCCCGGAGGCCUAAUUCUUUCGUUCCAAUUUCCGGGCCUCUGCAGCGCAAUUCAAAGACGUCUCCUGAUUUGCACCUUCCUCUUCCAGAGCCAUCUAUCUCAACAUCGUCAAGUCCCGCUGCUACCACGCCGAGCGGCGAACAUACGUACCCACCUUCUACUUCAUCUUCGCGCACAUUUCCUAACAAUCCUGAAUUGAGCAGAGAGCCACCGUCAACUACCUCGAGUGCUUGGAGCGUUGGUGUUCCAUCGUGGUUCAGAACCCCACGCAAGGUAUUUAGUGGCAUCUCAAACUCCAUGCCCUCUUCGGCUUUGGAUUCGGCGCAAACUAUGCCCGGCGUGAGGGAGGUGUAUUCAUCAAGCAUGGCAUCUUCUGGUAGUCGAUUCGGCGUUGAGAACAUGGCGUACAGUAUACUGCAAACUCCAGAUACAGGCAUCGAUCCUGAGGUUCAGGAGAAGUUCAGGACUGCGUUUGCUUACGAUGAGAAGGAGACCCUGUUGGGGUACUUCCCUGGCUACAUCUUUCGUUUAUUGCCAGUGUAUGGACGACUCUACGUUUCCACAAACUACUUCUGCUUCAAGUCUAGUGGGCCUUUGGCGGUCAGAACUCGGAUGGCGCUUCCUAUCCGUGAUGUUCUUUCCACAGAAACAUCGAAGGCCACGCGCUUCGGUCAUCACGGCCUCAUAGUCAUCGUUAAGGGUCACGAAGAGUUGUUUUUCGAGUUCGGGGCAGAGGACAAACGGGAUGCAUUCAUGGCUCUCCUUGAUCGACAGAUCGAGGAUUGCCAGAGGAGAUUGGCGUCUGGUGAUGCCCCGUUGCCAACUCAAGGGGAACGCGACGCCCUUAUAUUGGAGGAAUUCGACGCUCGUCCAUCUCCUAGUAGUGAUCCUGAUCCAAGACCUCCCCCAGAGAACAUGACUGAUUCGUUGCCCGCAGUCAUGUUUACCUCAGCAUCCUCAACCUUCCUAACAUUUAAACCCAAGGAGUCUUUGCACUUUACCUUCCUAACCAUUGGGUCACGGGGUGAUGUACAACCUUAUAUAGCACUUGGUAAAGGACUCAUGGCCGAUGGACACCGCGUGCGCAUCGCCACUCACGGCGAGUUCAAGGAAUGGGUGGAAUCUUAUGGGCUUGAAUUUGGCUACGUGGGGGGUGAUCCUGCAGAGUUAAUGCGUAUUUGCGUGGAGAAUGGGAUGUUUACACUUUCGUUCAUGAAGGAGGCCAUGCAGAAGUUCCGGGGGUGGUUGGAUGAUCUUCUAAAAACCUCGUGGGAAGCGGCGCAAGGAACUGAUGUGCUUAUCGAGAGCCCAAGCGCUAUGGGUGGUUAUCACAUCGCCGAAGCGCUAGGAAUUCCAUAUUUCCGGGCCUUUACCAUGACAUGGAGUCGCACUAGGGCAUAUCCCCAUGCUUUUGCCGUACCAGAGCGAAAGAUGGGCGGCAGCUACAACUACAUGUCCUAUGUGAUUUUCGACCAAGUCUUCUGGCGCGCCACAGCUGGGCAGAUAAACCGAUGGCGACGCAACCUUCUACACCUCGGGAGCACCAGUCUAGAUAGGAUGGAACCGCACAAAAUACCUUUCCUUUACAAUUUUAGCCCCCACGUUGUGCCCCCUCCGCUAGAUUGGCCCGAAUGGAUUCGCGUUACUGGGUAUUGGUUCCUCGAUGACGCCGAUGUUAGCGCGAAGAAAUGGACGCCGCCGCCAGAUCUGGUGAAAUUCAUCGAUUCGGCACAUCAACAGGGCAAGAAAGUGGUGUACAUUGGCUUCGGCAGUAUCGUCGUGUCCGAUCCGAAAGUCAUGACGCAGUGUGUAAUCGAUGCCGUUGUUCAAAGCGGGGUCUGCGCUGUGUUAUCGAAAGGAUGGUCGGAUCGGCUCCAUGUCAAAACAUCAGAUGCAUCAGAACCAGAAGAACCUCUCCCCAGCUCCAUAUACGCUAUCUCUUCAAUCCCGCACGAUUGGCUGUUCAAGCGGAUUGAUGCUGCCUGUCACCACGGCGGGGCGGGAACCACUGGGGCUAGUUUGCGAGCUGGAAUACCGACAAUUAUAAAACCCUUCUUCGGUGACCAGUAUUUCUGGGCUGAUAGGGUCGAAGCCUUGGGUGUUGGCUCUGGUGUUCAGAAGCUCACUGUCGAGACUUUGACUGAAGCGUUAGUCACGGCUACUACGGAUGUUAAGCAAAUCAGUCGCGCGAAGGUAUUGGGAGAAAAGAUUCGUGGGGAAAACGGCGUUGCCACAGCCAUUGAAGCCAUUUACAGAGACUUGGAGUAUUCGAGGUCUCUGAUCAAGAAGCAGGCCGCCAACGACGCGACCGAUGACCUUGAGGAGUCCACCAUUCGGGACCAGGCUCAUUCGUCCGGUAUCGAGCCACCCUCCGGCUAUAGCUCCUCUAACUCAGCUCGAGGAGCCCCGAGUGAGGAUUGGAGUGUUAUAUCUGAUACAGAGGACCACGAUCGUCGCUCUUCCGACAGCUCUCGGCAUAGUGAAUGCAAAUCAGACCGAUGUCAUAAUAAGCGUAAUAGCCUCGCUGCAGCCGUGUUGUCUGUUUUACCAGACUCCCUCAAUCCAGGUUCUCCACGCCGUCGUUCUCUAUCUAUUAAUUCCCGCUCUUAA
This is a messenger RNA of Pleurotus ostreatus (oyster mushroom), 4425 nucleotides long. It is a transcript of the gene ATG26, whose product is annotated as Sterol 3-beta-glucosyltransferase. Gene Ontology annotation, biological process: carbohydrate metabolic process. Gene Ontology annotation, molecular function: hexosyltransferase activity; UDP-glycosyltransferase activity. The transcript has 19 exons. Bases 1 to 4425 code for a protein of 1474 amino acids. The record is from RefSeq and is a predicted model, not a curated record. NCBI's taxonomy places the organism in Eukaryota, Fungi, Basidiomycota, Agaricomycetes, Agaricales, Pleurotaceae.